AUGACGCUUCUCAGCAACAUCAGCCCUCCUCUCAUCCAAGAGGCACUGUCCCAACAGAUGUCUGUCUUGGACCUCUUUCUUCCUGGUUUCACAAACAUCACCAGUGCUGCCAGUCAGAUCCUCAGUGGCAACCUGACUGGCUACACUCACGUGGUGUGCAUCUUUGCAUUGGUUGCGUUCUUGAAACCAUAUGUGUUCCAAUUGAGAGAUUGGUUCAUUGAACAUUGCACAUCAACAAUCUACAUUAAAUACUCGGACGAAACGCACGACAUGAUACAAACCUGGAUCUCGUCUCGUGGAUUGGAUAAUACCGCGCGUUCCCUUCUCGCCAAAGUCCGAACGAAGCAAAAGGCCCAUGAAAGCCAUGACACCCGCAACAAAAAGGCCCUCAGAUACGCCCCUUGGGAAGGUUCCUUUUCGUUCUGGUACAAGAACAACUUGCUUUUCUACCAGACCACACAGGUGGAUGUUGGCUUCCAUAAAGAGGAGCAGAUCUCCAUCACCUGUGUGGGACGAUCUUCGAGGAUCGUGAAAGAUCUAUUGGAAGACUGUCGACUUGAAUACCUCAGAGAAUCAAAGAACAAGACGACCAUCCAUGGGCACCGCGAGAAUUGCUGGAGGAAGGAGAAAGCAGUGAUUGCUCGACCUCUUUCGACAGUUAUUCUCGAUGAAAAGCAGAAGGGGUCUCUCAUCAGAGAGCUUCGAGAUUUUCUCGACCCUGAAACCAGACGCUGGUACUCUGAACACUCCAUGUCCUACAAACAAGGAUAUCUCUUACAUGGCCCGCCUGGAACCGGAAAGUCGAGCUUUAGCUUGUCAAUUGCAGGUGAAUUGAACAUGGAUAUCUAUGUCAUUAGCAUUCCCAGCACGAAUGAUCAAAUGCUGAAGGACCUGUUUGCUGGGCUUCCAGACAGAUGCGUCGUCUUGUUAGAGGACAUUGACGCAGCAGGUGCCGCCUGCUCUAGGGACCCUGACGCAGAGUGUUCAGACAGCGACACAGACUCGAGUUUGCGAAGGAGAGGGGUGACUCUCUCAGGCCUUCUCAACGUCCUCGAUGGGGUUGCGUCUCAGGAAGAUCGAGUUCUCAUCAUGACAACCAAUCAUCCCAAAAAGUUAGAUGAGGCAUUGACACGGCCUGGCCGAGUUGACUUCAAGGUCGAAUUCCAGCUUGCUGAUAGAAGUAUCGCCAGGGAGAUAUACCGCUUCAUGUUUGGACAACAUGGAAGGGAUGUUGCAGAGGAUAGUCAACCGGAGGGUUGCGACGGAGAGGUGGAGAGACAAGCGAAGGAAUUUGCUGCAAUGGUACCGGAGUCCGAGUUCAGCCCGGCGGAGAUCAUGUCGUACCUUUUGCGACACAGGCGUUGCCCGGCUGCGGCAAUAAAGAACUGCGGCCAAUGGGCGGAUAAUCUCCUCCGGGAAAAGAAGGCCAAGAAAGUAGCGUUGAAGGAUGGUCGUAAGAAUCAGCGUGAUUAG
Messenger RNA from Fusarium keratoplasticum, 1473 nucleotides. RefSeq lists its product as uncharacterized. Gene Ontology annotation, cellular component: mitochondrial inner membrane. NCBI's taxonomy places the organism in Eukaryota, Fungi, Ascomycota, Sordariomycetes, Hypocreales, Nectriaceae. The record is from RefSeq and is a predicted model, not a curated record. Gene Ontology annotation, biological process: mitochondrial respiratory chain complex III assembly; protein insertion into mitochondrial inner membrane from matrix. The transcript has 2 exons. The coding region runs from base 1 to 1473 and encodes 490 amino acids. Gene Ontology annotation, molecular function: ATP hydrolysis activity; ATP binding.